UCCUACAAACAGUUCCUAACAGAAUUCACACUCUCUUUCCCUCCCUUCGCUUCCCUUCCCUUCCAGAGAGACGGAGGGAAGAAAAAAAACAAACAUAAAGAAAAGAAAAAAGAAGGCCUUGACUUGAUUAUCAUCAAUCAUAACUUUGACCUUUUUCCUCUCUUUCUUUUUCGUUUGGAGUGGGAUUACAUUCUGCACCGCGUUUGGGACUACGAUUUCGUUCUCUGCAGAUGGAUUUUCCCUCACCUUCGUGUUCGGCUUCCAUUUCUUUCUGCUUUCAUUUUCAACGGAUUCAAUUCCUUCCAGUUUUUUUGACCGGUAAUUAUUAUUAGAGGGAGGCUGCGAAUCAUGAUCUUUAUUGCUUCCAUAUCUCGCUAUGCGUUGGCUUCAAAACAUUUCCUUCUCGUCGUCAUCUUCGUCGUCGUCGUCUAAUCCUUUCUCUUCCGCUUCUUCUUCUUCUUCUCCUAACCCUACUUUAUCUUCCUCUUCUUCUUCUUCCUCAGCCGCUGAUGCUGCUUUCUCUCUUAAAAAACAUAGCCGGAGCUAUCUUCGAGGCGGUCCGUUAGGUUUACGCUUCGGAGGUGCGCCUAGGCUACUACGUCACAGGAAGCUUCGUCAGUUGGCGGAACAUGAGAGUACAUCGACGCGUGGACAAGGCCAAGCGGCUUCUACUAACGCCGUGAAGCCUCAAUCUGAUUCCUCUGAGGCUGUUCAGCUUUCGCGGUCGCCGAGUGGUUCUUCCUCUGCUGUUCCAUCUCGGUUGUCAACGUCAGUGCCUGUACCGUUACCCUUGCCGUUACCGUUGCGUGAGAGUUCGAAUUCUGGAGACGGGAAUAAGGAGAGGGAUCGAGACGGUUUGAGAGAGAGAGAAAGAGAGAGGAAUGAUGGCGCGGGAGAUGGAUUAUCUUCUUCGAAUUCUCCAAUUGCAAGUGUAUUUGUUGGCCGAGACACGAGGAAGAUGGUGGAGCCUCUAGAUAUAAGGUCACAUGGAAAGGUGCAUCCAGAUUUUAUUGUGGAUAAUUAUGCAGAGAACUUCAAGGCCAAUGUUCCCACUAGGAGUGCACCUACUAGUCCGUUUGCAAGUCCCACAGUCAGCCCACAAAGAUUAAGUACUGCUGCUGAUUUUUUACCUUACUAUCAAAUGAUUGCUAGAGGAAAUCAAGUCUGGUCUGCACCAGAAAUGGCAACAUUAGAUAUACCAGGGUUUCCUCCUCCAGCUUUCUUUGAUUACAGUGCAUUUAGUACUGAUAAUUCUCCCCUUCAUAGUCCACCAAAUAGAAGUCCCCGCUGGAACCCUAAAAGUCCAAACGGGCCUGCAUCACCAUUACCUGGGAGGUUGUCAAUUGAAAUCUUAACUCCAGGGCGGGAAAGUAGUGCUAAUGUAGAGGUCCACCCAUUACCUCUUCCUCCUGGAGCAGCCAGGCUUUCAACAUCAACUCCUAUCCCUCAAGUUAUUGCCAAAGCAGAUUCCAUGCCCUUGAAAAGUCGGUGGCAGAAGGGAAAGCUUAUUGGACGGGGCACAUUUGGUAGUGUUUACGUUGCCAGCAACAGGGAAACUGGGGCAUUAUGUGCAAUGAAGGAAGUCGACAUAUUUCCAGAUGACCCAAAAUCCGCAGAGUGUAUAAAGCAAUUAGAACAGGAAAUCAAAAUUCUCAGCCAACUAAAGCAUCCAAACAUUGUGCAGUAUUAUGGUAGUGAAAUAGUUGAGGACCAUUUCUAUAUAUAUCUAGAGUAUGUUCACCCCGGUUCAAUCAAUAAAUAUGUCCGUGAACAUUGUGGAGCCAUAACAGAAAAUGUUGUUCGAAGUUUUACUCGCCACAUUCUUUUUGGGUUAGCCUACUUGCAUAGUAUGAAGACAAUACACAGGGAUAUAAAAGGGGCUAAUUUGCUAGUUGAUGCAUCUGGUGUUGUUAAGCUUGCUGACUUCGGGAUGUCGAAACAUCUUACUGGACAAGCAGCUGAACUUUCUUUGAAGGGAAGUCCAUACUGGAUGGCUCCAGAGCUUAUGCAAGCUGUAAUGCAGAAAGAUGCCAGCUCUGAUCUUGCACUUGCUGUUGAUAUUUGGAGUCUGGGUUGUACUAUUAUUGAAAUGUUCACUGGAAAACCUCCUUGGAGUGAUUAUGAGGGGGCAGCAGCCAUGUUUAAGGUUCUGAAGGAUACUCCACCAAUACCUGAAACAUUAUCGUUUGAGGGCAAGGAUUUUCUACGAUGCUGCUUUCAAAGAAAUCCUGCAGAAAGGGCAUCAGCAAGCAUGUUAUUGGAACAUCGUUGGUUGAAAAACUCACAACAAGUCGAUGUUCCAUCUUCUACCCAGUCAAUUAAUGGGACAAUGGAUAAGCUUGAUCAGUUGUCAAUCUCACAAGGUGCAAAGGGAAAGGUGGCUCCUGACAGCGUGACUGCCCAGCGAUCUCAUUAUGAAACUUCCAACUUAACAACAACAGCAGCCCCUUGCUAUUCUCCGCGCUCUACUCUUGAGGUUCUUCCGACAUUAUCUCCUCUGUGCACGGGUCAAAGAACUCAUGCUAGCUCAUCUUCAUCUAUUCCCAACUUAAUUAAAUCGGGUGGGAAAACUAAUCAUACUUAAGAUAACAGAGAGAAGUUGAAGAACAUCUGCUUGUUCCUUCACGGGCUAUGCUAUAACACAGCUUAAAUGAAGGAUGUUGAAAUUAUUAACCUUCAUAGGCUCUAGUGGAUGACCGCCGGCAAUAGGUUGUUUCAGUGGCAAGUGGUUUGCCUCUUCUUUGUCAACAUUGCCUCCUGAAGAUUCAAAGUCUUUUUUUCGUCCUGGGAAUAUGUUCUGAACCUGGGAUUCUAGUAGCAGAUUUUGUAUACUUUUUAACUGAUCUAGAGCUUCAGAAAUUACAAAAGUUCAUUUAUAUGUAUAUUUUCCAAGAUAAUAUUCUCUGACUCCAAUUUUUUGGAGUUAAAAUGUAUUUUGAGAAGAAAAUGAUAAGGUUCAAGUUACCAAUCUAGCCAAA
This is a messenger RNA of Jatropha curcas, 2978 nucleotides long. RefSeq names its product mitogen-activated protein kinase kinase kinase 5. The record is from RefSeq and is a predicted model, not a curated record. Gene Ontology annotation, biological process: protein phosphorylation; MAPK cascade. NCBI's taxonomy places the organism in Eukaryota, Viridiplantae, Streptophyta, Magnoliopsida, Malpighiales, Euphorbiaceae. Gene Ontology annotation, cellular component: cytoplasm. Gene Ontology annotation, molecular function: MAP kinase kinase kinase activity; ATP binding.